This is a messenger RNA of Asparagus officinalis (garden asparagus), 1580 nucleotides long. RefSeq names its product putative glucose-6-phosphate 1-epimerase. The transcript is spliced from 9 exons. The coding region runs from base 292 to 1239 and encodes 315 amino acids. NCBI's taxonomy places the organism in Eukaryota, Viridiplantae, Streptophyta, Magnoliopsida, Asparagales, Asparagaceae. Gene Ontology annotation, molecular function: carbohydrate binding; isomerase activity. Gene Ontology annotation, biological process: carbohydrate metabolic process. The record is from RefSeq and is a predicted model, not a curated record.
CAAAGCCGCAUAGAAACAAAGGAUCCACCGUUUAUAUUUCUAUAUGGACUACAUCGUACGGUGUAUGAUAUGGUCGUAUAGAAUAUUUUUAUGCGGAGACUUUUGUUUGUAGUGUCGGCGAUAGGAGAGGCGGUCUACUCCAUUCCCUCGCUCUUUCUGCUAGGAGCAAGACUAUCGUCCUUCUUUCUCAACAGGUGCAAGUUUUAGAGAGAGAGAGAGAUAGAAAGAGAAGAGGAGAGAGAAAGAGAGAGGAUUUAUAGGGUUAGGGUUUCUGGUUAUGGGAAUUGAGCGAUGGCGGGUGAGAAGCCUCAAGUUGAGAUUGUGAAGGGCGUCAAUGGCCUCGACAAGGUCGUGCUUCGAGAAGUGAGGGGGAGCUCUGCUGAGGUGUAUUUGUAUGGAGGACAUGUAACCUCUUGGAAAAAUGACCACGAGGAGGAGUUGCUUUUUCUCAGCAAUAAGGCUAUGUUCAAGCCUCCAAAAGCUAUACGUGGGGGCAUCCCUAUAUGCUUUCCUCAGUUUGGCAGUCAUGGAACUCUUGAACAACAUGGAUUUGCAAGGAACAGAUUUUGGAGCAUUGAUACCGACCCUCCUCCAUUUCCGGCAAAUAUCUCCCACAAUGCUUUUGUGGAUCUAAUCCUCAAGCCAUCUGAAGAGGAUGCUAAAAUCUGGCCCCAUAGUUAUGAAUUUCGGCUACGGGUUGCCCUUGGACCUGGAGGUGAUCUCAUGCUGACAUCACGGAUAAGAAAUACAAAUAAUGAUGGAAAGGCAUUUUCAUUUACGUUUGCAUACCACACCUACUUUUUGGUUUCUGAUAUCAGUGAAGUGCGAGUAGAAGGAUUGGAGACACUGGAUUAUUUGGACAACUUGCAGGAAAAAGAGCGAUUCACAGAACAAGGAGACGCCAUAACAUUUGAAUCAGAAGUGGACAAAAUUUACUUGAGCACGCCUUCAAAGAUCGCAAUUAUUGACCAUGAAAAGAAGCGAACAUUUGUCUUACGUAAAGAUGGACUUCCUGAUGCUGUUGUUUGGAAUCCUUGGGACAAGAAGGCUAAAGCCAUGUCAGAUUUUGGGGAUGAUGAGUAUAAGCAUAUGUUGUGCGUAGAAGCUGCGGUUGUUGAGAAACCCAUAACGUUGAAGCCUGGUGAGGAAUGGAAAGGAAGGCUGGAGCUUUCUGCAGUUCCUUCCAGUUACUGUAGUGGUCAGUUGGAUCCACAAAAGGUUCUUCAAGCUUCAAGUUGAAAUAAAAUGCCUAUCGGCAGCAUCCUGUACAGGCAUCUUUUAUUUGCUGAAAUGAUGCUUGGCCGGGACGAGUUUCUUAAUAAUUCCUUAGUCCUUUCAACUUCCCAUAAAUGCCAGUUCUGAAGCAGAAGUUCCAUGGAAUAAUAAUACCUCUGUAUGUGAGUGUGCAUUUCAAAUCUCACAUGAAGAAAGAAUUUCCUUGGAGAAUGUAUCAGAGGGUUUACUGUAAAGAUAUGGAUGAAAAACUUGUUUGAUAUUUCUGUAUUAUAAACUCAGUUUCCUCUGAGACUUGUAGACCCCAGUUUAUCCAGAAUGGAACAGUAUAUUGUGGUUCGAGUUCU